CGCGGGCCCUGAUGGCGGCGGGGCCGCCCCUCACGGCGGGGCCGGGCGGCCAUGGAGCACAUCAGCACCCCGAAGGUGGAAAACGUGAAGUUGCUGGAUCGUUACGCCAACAGGAAGGCGGCGAGCGGGACCUUGUACCUGACAGCCACACACCUGAUCUAUGUGGAUGCCUCUGCUGAAGUCAGGAAGGAAAUAUGGAUCCUGCACCACCACAUCUCCAGCGUGGAGAAGCUGCCCCUGACCACGGCUGGGUACCCCCUGCUCAUCCACUGCAAGAACUUCCACGUGGCUCACUUUGUGAUUGGGCAGGAGAGGGACUGCCAGGAUGUGUUCACCUCCCUGCUCAAGCUCUCCCAGCCAGUGAAACCCGAAGAACUUUAUGCUUUCUCUUACAAUCCCAAAAUGUCCAAAGAGAGCCGGGAGAUGGGCUGGAAGCUGAUUGAUUUGAGACUGGAUUACCAGCGCAUGGGGAUUCCCAACGACUCCUGGGAAAUAACAGAUCUUAAUAAAGACUAUGAGGUUUGCAGCACAUACCCUCCUGAGAUCGUGGUGCCUCGAGCUGCCACCAGGGCCGUGGUGAUGGGAAGUUCAAGGUUCAGGAGCCGAGGGCGGAUUCCGGUGCUGUCUUACUUGUACAAGGAAAACAAUGCUGCCCUGUGCCGCUGCAGCCAGCCCCUGGCCGGGUUCAGCGCGCGCUGCCUGGAGGACGAGCAGAUGCUCCAGGCCAUCCGAGAGGCCAACCCCGGCUGCCCCUUCAUGUAUGUUGUAGACACGAGGCCAAAGUUGAAUGCCAUGGCCAACAGAGCUGCUGGGAAGGGCUAUGAGAAUGAAGAUAAUUAUGAAAACAUUCGUUUUAAAUUCAUCGGCAUAGAGAACAUCCAUGUGAUGAGGAGCAGCCUGCAGAAACUGCUGGAAGUGUGUGAGAUGAAAUCUCCCUCCAUGAGCGAUUUCCUGACGGGGCUGGAGAACUCGGGCUGGCUGCGGCACAUCAAGGCUGUCAUGGAUGCAGGUGUCUUCCUGGCCAAGGCUGUGAGGGAGGAGAGAGCCAGCGUGCUGGUGCACUGCUCCGACGGCUGGGACCGCACGGCCCAGGUCUGCUCCCUGGCCAGCCUCCUCCUGGACCCCUUCUACAGGACCUUCAAAGGCUUCAUGGUGCUGAUAGAAAAGGAGUGGAUUGCAAUGGGCCACAAGUUCUCACACAGGUGUGGCCACCUGGAUGGGGACCCCAAAGAGGUGUCCCCUGUGUUCACACAGUUUGUGGAGUGUGUGUGGCAGCUGAUGCAGCAGUUCCCCUGCUCCUUCGAGUUCAGCGAGCGCUUCCUGCUGGAGAUCCACGACCACGUGUACUCCUGCCAGUUUGGGAACUUCCUGGGCACCUGCCACAAGGACAGGGAGGAGCUCAGAAUCUUUGAGAAGACCCAUUCCCUGUGGCCUUUCCUCUUACAGAGGAAGCAGGAGUUGAGAAAUCCUUUGUACAGAGGCUUUACAGCUUACAAAGAGCUUCAACCAAACACUCUACCUUUCAGUUUCCAGUUCUGGUGUGGGAUGUACAACCGCUUUGACAAGGGCAUGCACCCCAAGCAGUGUGUGCUGGAUCAGCUGCUCAGCUGCAGCAGCCAGAAGGUGACACUGGAGGACAGUGCAUCCCAGCUGCAAAACAAACUCCCUAACCUCGAUGGCCCCUUGCCCAGCAAAGGCUGCACCUCACCCGAGGCAGGAGCUGCUGCUGCCAAAGCCUCCCCCCCUCCUCAGGACUGUGCAGAGGGAGCAGCCCCUGUGCUGAGCAAUGGCCCCUCCCUGGGGCACCAGAAGCACAAGGAGAGCCCAGCCCAGCCCCAGGAUGUCAGAGCCUGCAGGGAGGAUGGGCAGGCUCAGCACCAGGGAUGAGCUCUGGGAGCUGCUGGGAGAAGCUCAGGGGAGCUGCUGCAGCCCCCAUUGGCAGCUGAGUGUGAGUAGGGGUGUGCAGGGCUCCUGGGGGACACCUCCUGCAGCUCAGGUGCUGCAGAGCUGCCAGGAGCCUGCCUGGCAUUCCUGGGAACUUGGCUUUCAGUGGGAACACGUGCAUUUCUGAGGGUUAGGGCUGCCUGCCAGCACUGCUGUUUGAGGCUGGAAGAAAUCUUGCCAAUUCCAUGAGGAGCUGGGCAGUGAGUGCAGGAGGAAGGAUGCAAAUCCCUCUGUUCUCAGUGGUGGUCCAAGGUCAUCUUAAAACAAGAAAAAAUUGCAAUCUGUCUUCAAAUGAUAAAAAACCCCCAACCUUUCUUAGCUGUGAAUGAAUCUCUGCAUGGACCCUUGCCUUGUAGCAGAAGUGAUUCAUGUUUUGUUUCCUAUGCAUAUUUGUUACACAAAACCCCCUGUGCCUUCUCUGAGACUGUGUCUGUGUCCAGCCAGGCCACUCUGGUUUUGUGUUGGAGUUUGCAGUGUGGUGUUGGGUCCUGUCUGUAGUCAGUGUUUGUGAGGAGCUUUUCUUCUGCUGCAGCUUCUCCAGGUUUUUGCUGAUCCCCUGAGUUCAGCAACUUCUUUCCAAGCUGACCUCUUGAAGAACCAGCUUUAUGGACUUCCUUUAUUGAUGAGAGUGCAGCAAGCCCCAGAGCCAGCCUGGGACACAUGGAUUUGGUAUAAGAGGGAGGAUUGGAAAUGAGGAAAGACAGGAAAACAUUGAAGUGGAAUUCUUCUCUUUAUGAUCUUGGUUAAACUGAAGCAAGAGAGUAACUCUGUUCCAAGCUGGAAUCAUGGAUGAGACAGCAAUUACAGAUGGGAUUGAAAUGGGGCCUAAAAUGCUGAAAUCACUUGCUGAGUGAUUCUAGGGAAUGUUCAAAUUCCAGGAACUUUAGGGAUGUUUUGUCUGUCUCAUGUACAGUAUCUCAUGGCAAUGAACUUGGGAAGAAACAGAAGAAACAAGAACUUCUCUCCCAGGGAUUGGGUGUCACAAAUGAGUGUUUGAAGGUCACCCAAAGAAUCCUAGGGAGAGGCAUCAGCAAAAGCAGGUUUGAUAGAAAAAAGUGUGACCAAAUUCAUUGGCAAGGCUCACUCUGUUACUUAUUAAAUUGUUAAAGCACACAGAGAAAAACUGAAAUAGAAAAUCAAGCAAUCUAAAACUCAAAUCAGCCAUUGUGGAGGCUGGGGAUGGAAAAGGGUCAGGAUGAAAGGGAGUGAGGGAAAUUCUCCUGUUGAGUCACAAGGUUCAGAGUGGAGCAUCAUGCCAGACUGAGCCCUGGAAUUAGCAGCACUUCAGGCCUAAAGUUUCCUGCAAACAGAGAAUCAGUAGCAGCACUUGAACCCAACAGCAGAAAACCAGCAGGUGAGGAAUUGAACAAGGGCUUUAUGUGGAAUUUCUAUGAGCACAACAGGAGCUCCCUUAGAGGCUGAACUCAUCAAUCCAAGGCACUCCAUAAUCCAGGAGGGCAGCAUUGCCAGUGCUCUGGCACAGCCCCAAGGACCAGGUCCAGGUGUAUCCCUGGGAAAAAUUCCCUUCCAGUUCCUUGUAUUCCCUUCCAGUUCCCUGUUUAUAGAGAGUUGCUGUGGUCAGAGUCAAACUGCCUGGCUGCAGUUUUGGUCAAUCUUCCUUUGAAAGGUCAAGAACAAAAAUGUUCCAUUUGGGUUGUUAUUCAGGCAAGAAUCAGAUUCUAGAAGAAUCAGAUGUUGGCUAAACCCAGGAGUGUGUACCCCAGCCCUGGGAGCAGCCAGUGUUCCUGAUAAGCUCAGGGUGCUGCUUAUCAAGCUCAAGGCCUGAGGACAUUUCAGAAAUUGUGGUGUGGCCCUGGAGGAUUCACCCCCCAGGAAAUCUGUGCCCCUGUCCUUGUUCUGUGCUGAACUGCACAGAAUCCCCUGUGCUGCUUUCCUCAGGAUGCUGCUCUGCUCUUCUCAAGCUGUUGUUUCAAUUAGGUGCUGCCAUGAAGUUUUCCAAUCAGUUUUUCUCUUUUGUAGAAAAUCUGGAAGCCAGCUGAAAAUAUUUGAGCCUUCCCAAUCUCCAGUGAAAGUAGAAACAUUCCAUUGUGACACUAGAGAGUGCAGUAACUGUGCUCAUGUUCUUUUAACCCUUGGUGAAAUCACUGGGUAGAUCCAGUGUCCAAAAACCAAACAAAACUUCCCUGAAUUGCUCAUUCUGGGUAAGAAAAUUUUAUAAAGCACAUGAAAGAUCCAAGGAAAAAAGAGAGCACAGAGUUUCUCCACUGCCUGGAAUGGCAAAGAGGAAGUUUUUUAAUACUGAGGGUUUGUCAGACUUGUCAAGGAAGGAGUGGGAGCUACAAGAGUGAUGGAUUAAAAAUUCAACACUGGAAAUUCUGACCCAGGAGUGACUGAGGGAUCAGCCCUGGCUUGUCUCCAGGGGGUAAUGGGCAACAUCCACCUCCAAAUGUGAGAGAAAAUGGGACCAAGACUUUUUAGGACCAGUUAUUCUAUGGAUCAUCAGUCCUUUAAAUGUCUUUAAUGAAUUCUGUGAUUUUCAUUAGAGAUCCAAAACUGGAGAGGAUUGUGAUUGACUCCUGAAGGAUUUGGAGAUGCCAUUGGUUAAUUAUUGCACAAAUCCAGCUUGCAGAAGCUCCUGGAAAUGCUUGUGUGUUGCUUUGCCUUUGGAAUUGCCAUUGGAGGAAUUUAAUAAUCUUUAAAAAGGAUGUCUCCACAAAACCCCAGUGUUACUACAAGUGUGUACAGCCACCACCAGUUUACUCAGUGUUGUAAACUUGGAGUAAUCAUGCUGCUUUUAACAGUGGCAAAACGGAGCCAAACCCAAAAAUCAAUGUAUUUUAAACCUCUUGGAUUUCAUUUGUACAGGCAAAGGCUGCAGUGUGUUCAUGUUGGAAUUUAGAAGCUGGAAAAGAUUCCAGGAUUUCCUCCCCUUCCACAGGCUCAUGGGUUGAAAACCAAACAAGGAGAUUUUUGGUUUUGGUGGCGACUCUGGGCUGUUUGAAGAGCCCAGAUGAGGAAUCCAGGUGGGAUGUGCUGCCCAGCAGAGCUGUGUCCCUGCUCCUGCAGUGUCCUGCCUGCAUUCUCUGCUGUGGGAAGGAUGGAGAAGCUCUCACUGCUGCUGGGGAAAGUUUCUGCAGAUGCUUUAUUCCUUGGGGAGCAGCCAGGCUUUGUGAGGUCAGAAAUCCCGAUUUUGUUUGGAGCAGUGCACUUCUUUCCACAUGGAUUCCUGUGACUGGGAGAGCUGGGAGGGAAGAGGGAUCUGAUUUGUGCAGAUGAGCUCUGCUUGUGUAAAAAUGAGCUUUUCUGGAGCUGCUCCUGCUUCCCCAGGGCAUCCCAUGGCUUCCUGCCUGUUCCCAGCAUCUCCUGUGCUACAACCAGGUGUAACCUUGUAGUGGACCAGUGCCUGUCCUGCUCUGAAGCACAAGAGGGACUCGUGGAGCUUCAUUUGAAAUGUCUUUAAUGUGAACUUCAUUCUGUGGGUUCUUAAAUCGGGGUUUUCUUUGCAGAGAGAAAAAAUCCAGUUGGUGCUGUUUGCUCUGCAGGGACAAAGUGGGAAUGGUUUGGGUUGUCUGUAGGUUUAGUUCUCCAUGGCCUCUUUAGGGGUGAGGAAAAGCAAUUUGUGAAAGUUUUGAGGUCUGAUUUACUCUUGCUCUGUUCUGUGCUUAGUGAUUGCCUUUCCAAGUUCAUUCCUUGGAGUAAAAAUAAAGCAGCUCUGACCCAGAGCCAUCCUGGCUGGGAUGGAGGAGGGGAUGGGCUCAGAGGGAGCUGGGAAGAUUUUCAGGAAGGUUCCCCAGUCCUGCAGCUUUGUCAGGAGCUGAAGGUGCCCAGAGCUCCAGAGGGUCUCCAGGUGGGAAUGCUGGUGUGGAACAGCCCUGGAGAUGUUUCCAUGGCCUCUGGAAGCACAGAAUCCUCAGAGCUGAGGAAAAACCUUGGAAAGGGAACUCCUGCUCCAGGCUCCUUCAGCUCCUGGGCAGCCCCAGAGCCCAGAGGAAUUUCCUGGAUCUCCAGGAGUGACC
Catharus ustulatus (Swainson's thrush) is the source of this 5921-nucleotide messenger RNA. It is a transcript of the gene MTMR8, whose product is annotated as myotubularin related protein 8. The coding region runs from base 52 to 1887 and encodes 611 amino acids. Gene Ontology annotation, biological process: negative regulation of autophagy; dephosphorylation. The transcript is spliced from 14 exons. Gene Ontology annotation, molecular function: phosphatidylinositol-3,5-bisphosphate phosphatase activity. Lineage: Eukaryota; Metazoa; Chordata; Aves; Passeriformes; Turdidae. Gene Ontology annotation, cellular component: nuclear envelope. The record is from RefSeq and is a predicted model, not a curated record.